GUCAACAUUUCAGACGUAAACAUGGCCGGCUGGACUCGCUCUCUGGCUCGCUUGCAAUUCCGGCCUUGCAACAGAGGACAGACUCCCCCCCUCCUCUGCAAUCGGUUUAUUGAGGGACCAUGGAGGCACUACAGCCAAUACCCACCAACAUAUGCAGAGCCUAUAUAUCGCAAAGAAAAUUUAGAAGAAUUAUCCAAAUCAGGAGAAACUGAAAGUCUGGCAUUUACACCAAUAAAAGCAGCCUUGAAUAAUCAGACCAGUUCAAUCUUCCAUGAUCCUUUGGUAGCGAAAUUUACAAAUUAUGUUAUGAAGACAGGAAACAAAGCCUUGGCUCGAGAUCUCAUGGAAAAGACCUUUGAAAAUAUUAAACGAAUGCAGCUCCAGAAGUAUCACCAGGCAGAGACUGAGGAGGAGAAAGCUUCAGUUGAAUGUAAUCCAAUCAACAUCAUACGUAAUGCAGUCGAGAACACCCGACCACUGCUACAGCUUACCCCCAUUAAGCGAGGUGGUGUUAAAUACCAGGUGCCAGUGCCAAUAACAGAAAAGCAUUCAUACUUUGUUUCAAUGCGAUGGCUCGUUGAAUCCGGCAGAGAGAAGGAGAGAAAGGUUCACUUCCCCGAAAAAUUGGCAAAAGAACUCAUAGAUGCUUCCAGAAAUGAGGGCCGUGUUGUGAAAAAGAAGCAGGAUCUCCAUCGGCAGUGUGAAGCCAACCGUGCCUAUGCUCACUACAGAUGGAGCUAAAUGUUAAAUAAGAAUAGAUCCUUUUCUCAGUUAAUUUUUAUAAGUUUAUAAGUUAUGUAGCAGUGUCCUUUGCAAUGUAAAUAAAGAUACAGUUGAGAUGUAUUGUACAUAUUCACUGCAAGAAAGGUUAA
This is a messenger RNA of Penaeus indicus, 872 nucleotides long. RefSeq names its product small ribosomal subunit protein uS7m-like (gene mRpS7). Bases 22 to 741 code for a protein of 239 amino acids. NCBI's taxonomy places the organism in Eukaryota, Metazoa, Arthropoda, Malacostraca, Decapoda, Penaeidae. Gene Ontology annotation, biological process: ribosomal small subunit assembly; translation. Gene Ontology annotation, cellular component: ribosome; mitochondrial small ribosomal subunit. The transcript is spliced from 6 exons. Gene Ontology annotation, molecular function: mRNA binding; rRNA binding; structural constituent of ribosome. The record is from RefSeq and is a predicted model, not a curated record.